This is a messenger RNA of Aspergillus terreus NIH2624, 546 nucleotides long. It is a transcript of the gene hel10, whose product is annotated as putative high expression lethality protein Hel10. The record is from RefSeq and is a predicted model, not a curated record. Lineage: Eukaryota; Fungi; Ascomycota; Eurotiomycetes; Eurotiales; Aspergillaceae. Bases 1 to 546 code for a protein of 181 amino acids. Gene Ontology annotation, cellular component: outer membrane. The transcript has 2 exons.
AUGUCCGGCUACAACAACCAGUACAACCAGGGCUACGGCUACAACCAGGGUGGUUAUCCCCCGCAGCAGGGUGGUUACUCCCAGGGUGGCUACGGUCAGUCCCAGGGUGGUAGCGCCAACGAUUACUACGGCGGACAGCAGCCUCAGCAUCACCAGCAGCACGGAUACAACCAGUAUGACCAGAGCCAGCAGGGUUAUGGUCAGCAGCAGCAGUAUGGUCAGCAACAAUACGGUCAGCAAGGUCAUGAUCAACAGGCUCCCGGUGAAGCCCAGGAGGGCGAGCGUGGACUGAUGGGCGCUUUGGCCGGUGGUGCAGCGGGCGGUUUCGCCGGUCACAAGGCCAACCACGGCUUCCUCGGAACCAUUGGCGGUGCCAUCAUGGGAAGCAUUGCGGAAGAUGCCAUCAAGAAGCACAAGAACAAGAACGAGGGUCCCCCCGAAUACGGCAGCAACUAUGGCGGCAGCCAGUAUGGCGGCCCUCCUCCCUCCCACGGAGGCUCUAACAACGGCAUGAUGGACCAGCUGGGCAGCUUCUUCAAGAAAUAA